AUGACGAGAAAGCGCAUACCCGUGAUAUCGCCGUUGAGAGAAAAUAAGGAUUUGAUUAGCGAUUUGCCAGAUGAACUUCUGGGCAAUAUCAUUUGUAUGCUGGACAUGAAAGAUGCAGUGAAGGCAAGCAGUUUAUCGAAAAGAUGGAGAAAUAUCUGGACUAAACAUGUGGUUGACCUCAAGUUUAACCAUGUUAAUAUUACUGGACUGAAAUUUAUCCCCCGCAAGAAAAAAGAGUUUAAGGGUUUAGACACUGCUUUUGUGGGAGUGGUGGACAAGAUUAUGAAGCUGCGGUGCGAAGAAAAGAGAGACAAGAUUAACUCUUUUUGCCUUCAAUUUCCCUUGGGAAAGAGCUUUUCUCCAUUAAUAGAUAAGUGGCUCAAUUUUGCCAUUGGAAGCAGAGUUGAGACCAUUGAUCUUGAUUUAUCCGCUCACAUACCAUCUGCAGGAAGAUACAAUUUUUCAUUGCUUAGGACCGUCUCGAAUUAUGAGAAAAGGACGCUGAAGCAUCUACGACUCGCCAAUUGCAAUUUCCGGGGUUGGUCAAGUUCCCCAAAGUUUGGUUUACUCAUUUCUCUUCAGCUCAAAUCUGUAACCAUAAGCAGUCUUCAAAUUGCCAUGGUUCUAGAAAGUUGCCCAUUACUUGAAGAAUUAACUCUUGAUACAUGUCGUAAUCUCACUGAACUGACAAUCAACGCUACUCGUUUGAAGCAUUUGUCCGUGACCAACUGUUUAAAAAUUAAGGAGAUUGAUAUGAUUCAAGCCCAAAAUCUUGUUUAUCUUCAGCUUAGAUGUGUAUCGAUAACAAGUCUUCAUUUGAAGAAGUUUAUAGAACGUUGCCCAUUACUCGAAGAAUUAACUUUGAAUAAAUGUCCUCAACUCACAUAUCUGAGAAUUGGCAAUUCAACGAAGAACUGUACUCUUUUGAAGCACUUGUCCUUGACCAAAUGUUCUAACCUUGUGGAGAUUGAUGUGAAACGUGCCCAAAAUCUCAUUUCUCUUAAGCUUAAACGUGUAUUGAUAACCGAUCUUCAAUUGACUAACAUUAUAGAAACUUCCCCGUUACUCGAAGAGUUAACUUUGCUUUCCUGUUAUCUACUCACGUAUCUGAGAAUUCUCGAAUCAGACAACAGCCGUCUGAAGAGUUUACACUUGGAUAGAUGUUCCAAUCUUAAGGAGAUUGAUCUUUGUGCCAACCUUCUCCAUACACUUGAAUACAAUGGAAUUUUACAGUGGUUCUCAUUUAAGAAAUGCCCGAGACUGAUUAAUGUUUUUAUUGGCGAAGAUAUACAUCUCUUUGCGGGUGAGCUUCUAAUUACUAGAAUUGCUCGUGAUAUUCCUUCGAUUGAGAAUCUAAUUUUUGGGCCGUAUUAUAGUUUAAAAUUUUUCUAUACAAAUGAUCCCGAGCCUGUAUUCUCUAUGAGGCGAUUGGUUUUAAAUAUUAUAAUGCGCAAUAAGAAAGAGGAACUUAUAUGGGUCAAUUCUAUCUUGAACGAUUUCCCCUUAUUGGAAACAUUGGAGUUAAAUCUCGGGAUCAAAUCCAGGAAGCAAGUGAAAGAGAAGGAAACCUUUGAAAAAUGUCCUAAUAGAUGCAUAACCAAGCUUGAGGUGAAUGGGUUCGAAGGAAACAAGCACCAAGUUGAUCUGCUUGAGUUUCUAUUAGAGAAUCUAACCGGGCUUAGAGUAUUGGCCAUUGGUCCAUGCCGUAAGACAUACAUAAGCUUCAAUAGUUGGGUUUAUGGAAAAGCACAUGAUAAGGGGAAAAAAUGGUUUGAAGACAGAUCCGAGUGGCUUCGCACAAUAAUUUCUCCACUUGUUCAUCUAGAGUUUCUAAGGAUAGAACCGUAA
Messenger RNA from Impatiens glandulifera, 1848 nucleotides. RefSeq names its product F-box/LRR-repeat protein 2-like. The record is from RefSeq and is a predicted model, not a curated record. Bases 1 to 1848 code for a protein of 615 amino acids. Lineage: Eukaryota; Viridiplantae; Streptophyta; Magnoliopsida; Ericales; Balsaminaceae. Gene Ontology annotation, molecular function: protein binding. The transcript has 4 exons.